Molecule: messenger RNA, 3672 nt
Organism: Trichogramma pretiosum
Lineage: Eukaryota; Metazoa; Arthropoda; Insecta; Hymenoptera; Trichogrammatidae
Product: U2 snRNP-associated SURP motif-containing protein
Exons: 3
Coding region: 571-3468 (965 amino acids)
Biological process (GO): RNA processing
Cellular component (GO): nucleus
Molecular function (GO): RNA binding
Source: RefSeq, a predicted model, not a curated record
AUGCAUUACUGUAAGUAUAAGCAAGCAAGCACUCAGCAAUACGCGUGCUGAAUUAAAUGUCGGUGUGUGUGGCGUUACACGUUUUAAGGUUAUAAUAUAGAAAUAAUUCGCGAAAAAUGUUUCUAUAAACGAAUUCGCAGCAUACAAGUGAUAUGUAGUCAUUGAGUAACUGAACAAUUUGAAGUAAUCACACAAUACCUCUUCUACGAAUAUCGAGACUGAUACAAACGUAACAUAUCAUUGUUACUCAUUCGCCGCACUGUAAACAGUCUUUAAGACAGAUACAUUUUUAGUACUUGAUUUAAUCCCGUAGUAUUUUAUCUUGGAAUCGUGAAUUUUAGCGGCAUCGUACAUGAAGCCAUCUAACAAGAAUUCCAUUCUGCACAUAAAAGAUUAUCGUUUUACUUAGCUAUAAUUUACUAGUACAUUUUCCAAUUAUGAUUGUUAAGUAACCAAGUUAUAGAUAUCCAAUGUCUAGGAACAACAUUUUAAAGAAAUUAUGAGUUAUAUCCAGUUACUAUCUUAUGAUUAGUUGAUCAUUGUAAAUGACUGCAUAAUUAAAGAUUAAAGAUGUCAGAUAAAGGUUUAAUGAAGCAGCUCACAGAGCAAAAGCUCAAAGCUUUUUCAAUUGGUACUAUGGGUAAAAGACCCAUGAGUAAAAAGGAAGUUGAAGAGAUAAGAAAGAAAGAACAAGAACAAGCGGCAGCUCAGGCAUUUGAAGAGUUUGUUGCUACAUUUCAUAAUGAUAGUAAUAAAAAUUCUAAUAAAGUAUGGGUCAAAGCUGGUACUUAUGAUGCUGGUAAAAGACAAGAAGAUACUAAAGAAAAAGGAAAAUUAUACAAACCUCAACCUAAAAUGGGUGACUUUGGAGUCCCUGAUUCUGGACCAGAUUACACAAAAUUUCUGAUUACUAGCAAUGAACGAAAACAAGACAGACUUGGUAAAAAGAAAAAAGAUGGAGAAAAAAAGAAAAGUAACCUUGAAUUAUUUAAAGAGGAAUUAAAAAAGAAUCAAGAAGAACGAGAAGAACGUUAUAAAUAUAAAGGAAGUGGAAAAGUUUCAAACACAAGCCAUGGUGAUGAUGCUGUAGCACCAACUUUAAAGGGAGAUAAUGCUGGAUUUACUGAGGGUUCUUUUGAUAAUGGAGAUCCAAAUACUACUAAUUUAUAUCUGGGAAACUUGAAUCCCAAAAUUACAGAACAACAAUUAAUGGAAAUAUUUGGAAAAUAUGGACCUUUGGCUAGUAUUAAAAUCAUGUGGCCUAGAAGUGAUGAAGAAAAAGCUAGGCAGCGAAAUUGUGGUUUUGUGGCUUUCAUGUGCAGAAAAGAUGGUGAAAGAGCACUAAAAAACCUCAAUGGACGCGAUGUGAUGCAAUAUGAAAUGAAACUUGGCUGGGGUAAAAGUGUACCAAUUCCUCCUUACCCAAUAUAUAUUCCACCAGCUUUGAUAGAUCUCACACAACCACCACCUCCUUCAGGCUUGCCUUUUAAUGCACAGCCACACAGGCGAGAUAAAAAUAAAUUGCCUAGAAUUAGAAAUUUACAAAAUCCAGACCCUCAAGAUAAAGAAAAUUUUGAAAAAAUUCUUCAGAAUGCAGUUGUGAAAGUGGUCAUCCCAACAGAAAGAAAUUUGGUCAUGCUGAUACAUAGGAUGGUAGAAUUUGUAGUGAGAGAAGGACCUAUGUUUGAAGCUAUGAUUAUGAAUAGGGAAAUAAACAAUCCAAUGUUUCGAUUUUUAUUCGAAAAUCAUUCUCCAGCACAUACGUAUUAUCGAUGGAAAAUGUUUUCUAUAUUGCAAGGUGAAACUCCGAAAGAGUGGCGAACGGAAGACUUCAGAAUGUUCAAAGGUGGCAGUAUAUGGCGUCCACCUCCAAUGAACCCAUGGACGCAAGGAAUGCCGGAAGAUCUGGUGGAGCCAGAUGAAAAACCUGAGUCCAGAAGGGGGACUCUGUCCAACAGUCAGAGAGAAAGGCUGGAAGAUUUACUGAGGACCAUAACACCCGAAAGAAUCAAAGUCGCCGAGGCAAUGGUGUUCUGCAUCGAGCACGCAGAGGCCGCUGAAGAGAUUUGCGAUUGCAUCGCGGAAUCGUUGUCAAUUUUGCAAACCCCAGUGAACAAAAAAAUUGCCAGGCUCUAUCUUAUAUCAGACAUUUUGCACAACUGCGGUGUCAAAGUCAAUAACGCCACUAUAUUCCGCAAGGCUUUUGAGUGCAGAUUGAUCGAGAUUUUUAGCGCCGUGCACCUAGCUUAUAAGCAAUUUGACAGCCGAUUGAAGGCUGAAGGCUUCAAAGUGCGCAUGAUGCGUAUCUUUCGAGCUUGGGAAGACUGGGCCGUCUAUCCACGUGAGUUUUUGGUGAAGCUACAAAACACUUUCUUAGGAUUAAAUCAAGUAACCGAGGAGCCGGAGCAAGAGGCCGAGGAAGAUAUCGAUGGUAUGCCUUUAUCAGAUGCCGACAACGAUGUUGCCGAAGAUUUGGACGGCGUUCCUCUGGACGGGGCCGCCUUACUCAAAGGAGCCAUGAAACUCGGCCUAGCGUCGAAGCCGAAACCGAGCUACGACGACAUUGACGGUGUCCCCAUGGACGAUGACAUUGACGGCGUGCCCAUGGACGACGAGGACGACGACGGUGAUUCUGGCGCGAAUCGAGCUCGAGGUGGCGGCGGUGGCAGCGAUAGCAACGACAAGCUCUACAUGCCCGGCUUCGUGCCAUCCAAAUGGGAAACGGUCGAUCCGGAUCAGGUCGAGGCGCAAGCCAUGACAACCAACAAAUGGGACGAGCUGGAGCAGAACGACGACUCUCAGGAGAACAGCAUAGACUCCAGGGACUACAACGAGGAGCGACGCAACAAGUUACGCGAAAUCGAAGUCAAAGCUAUGCAAUACCAAGACGAGCUGGAGAGCGGUAAGCGCAGCAUCAAGCCGGGAAUGAGCAUCCAGGCGCAGGUCGAGCAUUAUCGUAAGAAGCUCAUCAAGAAGAGCGAGCGAGAUUCCAAGGACAGCAAGUCGCUGGCGUCGAGCGCCGGUGACGACCGGGACGACGAGCAGUUGCUGCGUCGUCGUGACAGGAAGCAACGAAGCGCUUCGCCCGACUCGCAGCCGCCGACCCCGUACUACAAGGACAGCCGCAGUAGUCGACGUGGCUCGCAGAGCCCGUUGCCCCUCUCGAAGAGUAGCGGCCGCUACAGGUCUCGCAGCAAGUCACCGCGAGGCAAGAGGGGAGGCCGAUCGCGCUCGCCCCUGCACAAAAAGUCGCGCUCACAGAUCACGCCGUCGCCGCCGAGGAUGCGCCGCUCGCCUUCGCCCAACUUUUCGUCCUCGAGAUCGUCGCGCAAAUCGCCGGAUCGCAAGAGGCGUGCCGGUCGCUCGCCCUCCAACUCGCCCACGCCUAGCUCGAGAUCUUCCAAGCACAGAGCCGCGAGUCCAAUGUCUCCGACCCCCCGCAAGCAUCGACACAAGCACAAAUAUUGAAGAAACUAGCAUCUCGUCACGAUGAGUGUCCGUUAACGGCCAUUUAAAUUGGUUUUAUCAAUUGACCAAUUUUGUACAUUGUUCAUUUUACCAUGGAUCACCUUUUUCUUAAGUUUUGUGCUUCUGAUUAAUUAAUGAAUUAUUGUAAUUAUAAAUAGAAAACUAUUAUUUGUAAAAGUAGCAGCAUACAGCUAAUAUAAUAUC